AUGCGUCUUUCGUCUGGCCUCCUCGUGGCUUGCGCCUCGGGUGUCCUGGGUCAGUUCCAGCAAAUCCACCAUUUCAAGAGAUUCACCAACUCCAGCACCUCUGCUUUUGAGACUACUUCUUCCGUCGAGGCAACCACCACGAGCGCUGCUCCAACUAGCGUAGCGUCCGUUGAGCUAAAUCUCAAAGACUUCGUCUUGGGCCAGGGUGCUUCUUUUUACCCACCACCUGAUGGUGACAGCAUUCUCAUGGCUCCCGAACCCUAUGAUGGUUCUUCGCUUGACCGUCGCCAUUUCAUUAGAGCCCUUCCCUUUACGCCACCAAACAUCUCCAUUACCUAUGUCAAAUUCACAGUACCUUCUUUGAUUCGAUACGGUCCGCUUGUUCUGACUUGCAGUAACUACUUGCCUUGUUUUGGCUUUGACCAAUGUACUGCACUAAUUAACAGCGGCAACGACGGCAGCGGCAACAGCAAGCGGGACGUGCCUUGUGUUUAUCGAGUCCUCGUCGAUGGCGAGGUUGUACUUCAGCAACCAAUAACCGGAACAGGCUCUCUUGACCUUUCUACUAAUCCAUUUCCCCUGAAAUCUGAUUAUAAGAUCACAUUCGAACAGGGUUGUGGUGGCACGUUUAUCCCUGUUAUCCUCAAAGGGGUCAGCGUUGUAGAAGCGCCCGACAAAACCUCAACUCCUAUCUCUUCGAUAGUCAUCGCAACCGGUAAUUCUGUGGAAACUGGUACCGCCACAACUGAGAGUGCCAUCGAGACCACAGGAGCUUUCUUCACCACCAACUCUGAGGGCGAGACAGUCACCCUCGCUGAACCUACUGACGCUGCAUCUUCUGGUGCUGCUGGCUUCACCACCAAUUCUGAAGGUGAGACAGUUUUCCCCACAGAGACUGUUUCCACCAACUCUGAGGUCGCUACCACCAACUCCAAUGGUGAGACCAUCUUCCCUACAACUAUUACCGGCGCCGCCUCUACUUCUACUGCCACCUCUGUUCCAGGCUUUCCCGGCAGUAUCAUCGACUUCACUCUCUUCGGAUGCGUUGGCUCUACUGCUGGCUUCCCUACCUUCACUUCUGUCGAGACCAGCGAGCGCAUGGAUCUUGACGUCUGCGCCGGGCUGUGUGCUGGACGCGCUUACUUUGGCGUCUAUGAUACCACCUGCUACUGCGGUAAUGAGUUCGGCGACGAUGCUAGCCGGGUCAACCUUGACGAGUGCGACAUUGAGUGCCCUGGAGAUGACAGCCAGUUCUGCGGUGGUGACUCUUCCGCCAGGAGACUUCUUGCUCGUCAGAACGUCCCCAGCAACCGACUCCUCACAGUAUAUGCUGCUCCUCAGGAUUUAGUAGUCACCGAUUCUCUCACUCAAACAGUGACUGAGGAGCAGACUGUCGUUACUACAUUUACCACUACCGUCACUGGAGCUUCCACCACAGCUGUUGAGGUUAUCACUACUGCUCUGGUCUGCGUCAAUGGUCAAUGCUUCCCCGGCUCUUCUACUGUCUACAUCUUCGUUGAGAUCAACGGCAGCGACUGUGAUGGUCAGUGGGUCUUUAUUUCUGUGCCUUGCCCCGGUGGUCACAAAUACGUUCCCCAGUAUUGCUCUGGAGGCAACUGUGCCAACCUUCAGGUGUAUAAGCCUCAGCAGUGUAACGACUGGUACAACUACGACUCCUUCUUUGUUGCUUGUGAUUGUGCUACCUGUUCUCAGGGCAUUCAAUAUCUUCCUUGGCAGAACUCAUGGGGUACACCAGAUAAGUGCAACAAUCAAGUUCCUACUUGCUCUGGAGGCAACUGCCCUACCAACAACCAGGGCAUACCUCCCCAUGGUGUCAGCUGGAGCUCCAACUCGACCAGUCCCCAUGGAGGCUCUAACGGUGGCUCAAACGGAGGCUCUGGCGGUUCUGGCGGCUCUGGUGGCUCGGGCGGCUCUGGUGGUUCCGGAGGCUCCAGCUCCGGCUCAGGCUCAGGCUCCAAUGGUGGUUCUAACGGCGGCUCCCACGGAGGCUCUGGAGGUUCCAGCUCUGGCUCAAGCUCAAGCUCCAAUGGUGGUUCCAGUGCCCCCGGCUCCGAGAGUGCUUACCCUAGCACUAUCACUGUCAGUGGUGCUAGUAAGCAAGUGAUGGAUACGCUGGCUUUCCUUGCUGUGUUCAUUGCUUUGUUUUAA
Molecule: messenger RNA, 2169 nt
Organism: Fusarium proliferatum ET1
Lineage: Eukaryota; Fungi; Ascomycota; Sordariomycetes; Hypocreales; Nectriaceae
Exons: 2
Coding region: 1-2169 (722 amino acids)
Source: RefSeq, a predicted model, not a curated record